AUGGAGGGCGCUCCGCUGGCGCUCCUCGCACUCCGUCUGCUCUUGCUCGCGACGUUGCCGGCCGCAGGAUGGCUGAAGACGGGCCCUCCUGACGCGUCGCCGCCCGGAGCUCCGAAGAACAGCAUCAGAAUUAAUGUAACUACCCUGAAAAAUGAUGGGGAGGUAUCUAAAGAACAGGUUGUUCUUAACAUAACCUAUGAGAGUGGACAAGUGUAUGUAAAUGACUUCCCUGUAAAUAGUGGUGUAACCCGAAUAAGCUGUCAGACUUUGAUAGUGAAGAAUGAAAAUUCAAAUGAAAAAGAAUAUUUUGGAAUUGUCAGUGUAAGGAUUUUAGUUCGAGAGUGGCCUAUGACAUCUGGUUCCAGUUUGCGACUAAUUAUCAUUCAAGAGGAGGUAGUAGAGAUUGAUGGAAAACAAGCUCAACAAAAGGAUGUUACUGAAAUUGAUCUUUUAGUUAAGAACCAAGGAAUACUCAGACAUUCAAACUACACACUACCUUUGGAAAAAAGCAUGCUGUACUCCAUUUCCAGAGAUGAUGACAUUUUAUUUACCCUUCCCAACCUUUCCAAAAAAGAAAGUGUGAGUUCACUACAGACCACCAGCCAGUAUCUUAUUAGGAAUGUGGAAACCACCGUAGAUGGCGAUGCUUUACCUGGCAAAUUACCUGAAACUCCUCUCAGAGCAGAGGCUCCAUCUUCCUAUAAGGUUAUGUGUCAGUGGAUGGAAAAGUUCAGAAAAGAUCUGUGCAAGUUCUGGAACAGUGUUUACCCGGUAUUCUUUAUGUUUUUGAACAUCAUGGUGGUUGGAAUUAUAGGAGCAGCUAUAGUAAUAACCAUCUUAAAGGUGCUUUUCCCAGUUUGUGAAUACAAAGGAAUUCUUCCGUUGGAUAAAGUUAACAUUAUACCUGUGGCAGCUGUCAACUUAUAUGCAGAUGGUCCUGAGAAAACAGCAGAAAUCCUUGAAGAUAAAACAUGUAUUUGA
Molecule: messenger RNA, 981 nt
Organism: Pipistrellus nathusii (Nathusius's pipistrelle)
Lineage: Eukaryota; Metazoa; Chordata; Mammalia; Chiroptera; Vespertilionidae
Source: the annotation of a GenBank genome assembly